AUGUCUCGGCCCCAACUCUUCCAGAACAUAUCCCUCCAACUUGGCAAGAAGCCAGACGUCACGGCCUGCGAUAUUCAAACUGUCAUUACAUUGGCGUAUGGAGAAUCUCUUUGCUUUCACUCAUCACCAUCGUCAAACAUCUCUGUCUUUCGCACCUGGCCCAACCAAACCCAUUGGAGUACAUUGACUCAAAAUCCAAUUUGUCCUCCCCGACGAAACCCUUUUCAACAGGCCAACCCGGGUUCCCAACCACCAUCUUCAACAAACAACCCCAAUUGCCAACAAAAUGUUGGACGACCCAGCCACCAAACCAUUGAGGACAUUGCAGCAGCAAUCAACAACAUCAGGAAGGGCAACCGAGGUCCGAGUGAUCCCAAUAUCUUUACCGGCAAGCCAUGUUCCUACUGUGGCGGGUUGGGAAAUUGGAGAUUGUCUUGCCCGAGACUCCGCAGAGAUGCCAAUCUGCCACCUCCACACCUGGUCGCCCCGCUUCCGGUUUCGCCCGUCAAGCGGCACCCCAAACAACCCGGCUACACACGGGCUCUGGUUGACGGGAUGCUUGAAUGA
This is a messenger RNA of Puccinia graminis f. sp. tritici CRL 75-36-700-3, 567 nucleotides long. RefSeq lists its product as uncharacterized. Lineage: Eukaryota; Fungi; Basidiomycota; Pucciniomycetes; Pucciniales; Pucciniaceae. The transcript has a single exon. The record is from RefSeq and is a predicted model, not a curated record. The coding region runs from base 1 to 567 and encodes 188 amino acids.